AUGGUCCAACAAGAUAAGGUCCCCGGCCAUAACGAUGCCAUAUACGACAUCGUGCUCGAGGAAGACCAGAUAUUGAAAAUGGACUUCCUCGAGAUUGCCCCGACGCCCACUCUCGCCGACCGUGUCUUCUUCGCCUACCUGUGCGGUUAUAUACCUGAGUCUAAAAAGAAGGAGCUAGCACUUCCCGACGAGGGCCUCGUUAAUGUGACCCUCACUAUGAGUAGCUCUGUCGUCUACGCGGAUGGUAGUCACGACGAUGAAAAAUCCAUUGCAUUUCCGUUGAAGAUUACACCCUUUAAGGAUCCAGCCCACCUCACUAUUCGCGAUUCCUGUGGAGUUCAGGUUGACUAUAUGCUUACCAGCGGUCGUAGUGAUAUUUAG
Messenger RNA from Penicillium concentricum, 381 nucleotides. RefSeq lists its product as uncharacterized. The transcript is spliced from 2 exons. The coding region runs from base 1 to 381 and encodes 126 amino acids. Lineage: Eukaryota; Fungi; Ascomycota; Eurotiomycetes; Eurotiales; Aspergillaceae. The record is from RefSeq and is a predicted model, not a curated record.